AAGGGGAAGAUUAAAUUGUGUGACUGUAAGAGAGAGAAAGCUGACUGUACGAAUAGCGAAUAGUAAGUAAAUGGCAGUAGAGAUUAGUGGCGAGAUGGUAACAGACGAGACAGAAAAAAAUGAUUCAGAUGAUGAAACCAAGCCGAUCCAAAAAGUUAUUGCAGCUGUUGUUCGUGAAUCGAGGAGAACUUUUCUUAUUGCUUCCUGUUUCAGUUACAGAGUGGCACAGUGUUUCGAGUCUCGUAGCCAGGAUUAGCUUUUCAGAGGUCUUCAAUUAUAUAUUAUUAUUACUCCUAUUAAUUAUUUAUUAAGGUUUUGGUUUAGUUCAAGUUUUAGGUCACAGUGAACGGAAGUGAUUGUAAUUUUGUGUCAAUGGAGAGAUGUGGGGAUUUGGAAGGAGGAGAAGGAGGAGAUCGUGCGUUGUAUAAGGAGUUAUGGCAUGCGUGUGCGGGUCCACUUGUGACGGUGCCUCGUCAAGGCGACAUCGUUUUUUACUUUCCUCAAGGUCAUAUAGAGCAGGUUGAAGCGUCGAUGAAUCAAGUGUCUGAUCAACAGAUGCCUGCUUAUGAUCUUAAUGCCAAGAUACUUUGUCGUGUUGUCAAUGUUCAAUUGAAGGCUGAACCGGACACUGAUGAAGUUUUUGCUCAAAUAACUUUGCAUCCGUUAUAUAAAAAAUGCGUGGCAUGGCAGCAUGAGGAGGAUACGGUGGAGAAGGAAGUGGGGCCUCCGCCUCCACGUCCUCGAGUCUAUUCCUUCUGUAAGACUUUAACGGCGUCUGAUACAAGCACUCACGGUGGAUUUUCAGUGUUGAGACGGCACGCUGAGGAAUGCCUGCCUUCUCUGGACAUGUCCAAACAGCCUCCUACUCAGGAGUUGGUGACCAAGGACUUGCAUGGAAAUGAGUGGCGUUUUCGCCACAUCUUUCGGGGUCAACCGAGGAGGCAUCUUCUUCAAAGCGGUUGGAGUCUUUUUGUCAGCUCAAAGAAGCUUGUAGCUGGAGAUGCUUUUAUUUUCCUCAGGGGUGAAACUGGGGACCUUCGUGUUGGGGUACGACGUGCUAUGAGGCAACCCAGUACAGUUUCUUCUUCAGUCAUAUCAAGCCACAGUAUGCAUAUUGGUGUUCUUGCAACAGCAUGGCAUGCUGUUAAAACAGGCACAAUGUUUUCUGUCUACUACAAACCCAGGACUAGCCCUGCUGAGUUCAUGGUUCCUUAUGACAAAUAUACGGAGUCUGUGAAGAACAACUACACCAUAGGAAUGAGAUUCAAGAUGAGGUUUGAAGGUGAAGAGUCUCCAGAACAGAGAUUCUCAGGCACUGUAAUUGGAGUUGAAGAUGCAGAUCCAGUUAAGUGGCCUGGUUCAAAAUGGAGAUGUCUUAAGGUGCGUUGGGAUGAAAAUUCUCCUCAUCAUCGACCAGAGAGGAUUUCUCCAUGGGAAGCAGAGUUUUCUCUGGCUUCUCCCCAGGAUGCCCUUCCACUCUGCCGAAUGAAAAGAUCUCGUCCAAACAUCGCAUCAUCAUCUACUAGUUCCUCCAUGCUCACAAAGGAAGGUUCAUCAAAAAUCACUGUAGACCCUUCUUCAGAUUUUGAAACUUCAAGAGCCUUGAGAGGCAGAUUUCCUGGGAACAAUGAAUCAUCCAUUUCUCAAAGUGCUGCUGUACGAACUCCAUCACAAGGUUCUCAGAGCUUGCACGAAUCCUGCAAAAUUUUUCAGUCCUUUGUUGAGCGGAAUGCUGAAGAUGUUGACCAAGUGAAAAUACAUGAUUUAGAUCAGGAAAGCAUAUUCAAGUUGCUUCCAAGGUCCAUGAUGCACAUAAAGUCCCCAUUUAACAUGGUGGAGCCCAGCAGAAAAAUUCGUGCAGUGGAAGAUAAAGAGAUGCAAUGCCAGGAUGCUUUAAAUAUUAGACCUGUCCCACUCCGAGGGUAUGAUAGACUUCAGGGCCCCGAAAUCGACCAGCAGCCAGGAAGCUGGGUUUUGCCUUUUCUUUCAUCAUAUGCUGAGGGCUCUUCUCAUCAAAUGGUGUCGGAUGCACAACCUCAAUCUUCGAAACAACAGGAGGUGGUGAAGUCUAAGGGAGAUGGCAGUUGCAAACUUUUUGGUUUCUCUCUCAUGAGUAAUCCUGUGGCAACAGAUCAAGCCAUGCUACAUACAAACUCUGUGCACGGGCCACAAGGGCAACGUAAUAUUGAUGCACAAGAUUUGAGCACUGACCCACUGUUGGAGCAACUGAAGGGUACAAGGUCAGGCGAGAUUGCCAUAGGAGGUGAUGAACAGGGCAGUCUUUUUCAAACUUCAGAACAGCUUCCUAGAGAUGUUGUGGGAAAGCAGUUGAGUGGUUCAGUCAGAAGUUGCGUUAAGGUGCACAAGCAGGGGAUUGCUGUGGGGAGGUCUUUGGACCUUAACAAAUUUAAUGGCUAUGAUGAAUUGAUUGCAGAACUGGAUCGUAUUUUUGAAUUUAAUGGUGAAUUAAUUGCUCCUAACAAAAACUGGAUGAUUGUUUUUACUGAUGAUGAGGGUGAUAUGAUGCUUGUAGGAGAUGAUCCCUGGCUGGAAUUCUGUAGUGUGGUCCGUAGGAUCUUUGUUUACACUCGCGAGGAGGUUAAGCGAAUGGAUCCACGACCCUUGAAUGUUAAAAUCAAGGAAAAUUCACUCACUGCAGAUCCAGAUGUUGGUUCGAAAGAGGACAAAAGAUUGACACAUCCUCCAGUAGCAAGUCCUUCGGAGGUUUAGUUGUGAGUUACAUGGAUGUGAAUAAGGUUAGAGGUGCUACUAAGUUCUGCAGACGUUAGUUCGAGAUUAAAUUGUUUGGUCUGUUUUUUUCUUUUUUUACUCGUUAAAUGAAUCUAAGAUGCAAAAUAGAGAUGGUAUUCUAAGUGCCCAACUAAUAUCCAAUCUCGUGUGGAAUGAUAUUGAAUUGACAAAGUAUUUAGUUGGUAUUGUCUAUCUUUCGAAUUUCUUAUGGAAUUGUUCUAUCAGGCUUCAUUUCACAUGUUGA
Molecule: messenger RNA, 2995 nt
Organism: Pistacia vera
Lineage: Eukaryota; Viridiplantae; Streptophyta; Magnoliopsida; Sapindales; Anacardiaceae
Product: auxin response factor 2A-like
Exons: 12
Coding region: 373-2730 (785 amino acids)
Biological process (GO): response to hormone; regulation of DNA-templated transcription
Cellular component (GO): nucleus
Molecular function (GO): DNA binding; protein binding
Source: RefSeq, a predicted model, not a curated record